Messenger RNA from Xiphias gladius (swordfish), 3546 nucleotides. RefSeq names its product thromboxane A2 receptor (gene tbxa2r). Gene Ontology annotation, cellular component: plasma membrane. The transcript has 3 exons. Bases 262 to 1395 code for a protein of 377 amino acids. NCBI's taxonomy places the organism in Eukaryota, Metazoa, Chordata, Actinopteri, Istiophoriformes, Xiphiidae. The record is from RefSeq and is a predicted model, not a curated record. Gene Ontology annotation, molecular function: thromboxane A2 receptor activity. Gene Ontology annotation, biological process: positive regulation of cytosolic calcium ion concentration; positive regulation of vasoconstriction; adenylate cyclase-activating G protein-coupled receptor signaling pathway.
GGGACGUUUUGUAGGACAUUAUUUCCAUCACAAGGGACUUAAUGUAUUGACAGGUUUCACACCUCUUACAGUGAUUAUUGUUUGUGUUAUCAUUAUUAAUGUUACAAGUGCAGAGAGAUGGUUUGAGUGGAGUAGUGCAGACCUUCCAACGGAGAGUCAACUUGAUUCUUGAAAGCGUUUCUUCUGUUGGCUGAAGAGAGAAAUGAAAUUCUUCUGACUGGUAUUGUCUUUCCAUCUCUGAGUCAUCUGAAAUCAACAAACAUGCACCCUCUGGCCACCAUGAAUGCCCCAACCUCGCCACCUGUCAAAGACACCCCACCCUGCUACUCCAUCAACAGCCCUCCAUUCAGCAACUCUACCACCUCAGCCUACCUUUCAAUGGUCUUCUGCUCUCUGGGUCUCAUCUCCAAUCUCAUCGCCUUCGUAGUUCUGCUCAUGUCCUUCCGGCGGACACACAGCCGCUCACGAUCCUUCUUCCUGAUCUUCCUGGGUGGCUUGGUGGUAACUGAUUUCAUGGGACUUCUAGUCACAGGCUCCAUCGUGCUCUCCUUCCAUUUUACGAGUUUUAAUUGGCGCAAAUUAGACCCUAAGUGUCACCUCUGCAACUUCAUGGGCAUGUCCAUGGUGUUCUACGGGCUGUGCCCACUGCUGCUUGGUGCUGCCAUGGCUGUGGAGCGCUUCAUUGGCAUCAACCGUCCAUUUGCACGCUCCACCAGCAUGCCCAAGAACCGGACAAUCUCCAUGGUGCUGAUGGUGUGGUUUAUUGCCGGCUGCAUUGCACUGCUGCCCCUAACGGGCAUUGGGAGCUACCACAUACAGAUCCCCGGUUCCUGGUGUUUUUUGAACAUCAGCUCUGAGGGAAAUGACCUGGUCUUCUCCUUGCUUUUCUCACUGGUUGGGUUGACGAGCAUCAUUGUGUCAUUUUUGCUGAACACGGUGAGUGUGGUGACCCUGAUAAAGGUGUGCUGCGGACAGGUGAACAACCAGCGGCGCCGAGACCAUGAAGUGGAGAUGAUGAUUCAGCUCAUUCUGAUCAUGGUCAUCGCAUCUGUCUGCUGGUGCCCCCUCCUGGUCUUUAUUGCACAAAUUGUGCUGUCUGGAAACGAUCUCCAAGUUGGAUCCCUGCUGCUAUGGAUACGCUUCGCCACCUGGAAUCAGAUCCUAGACCCGUGGGUAUACAUUCUAUUUCGCAGGGCAGUUCUUCAGAGAAUCUACCCCCGCUUCGACUGGUCCCGGGGCUCCAUCAUUUCCAAGUACCCAUCUUUCAGCAACACCAUGCGCAGGUUUACACGUUCUUCACUUGGUAGCACCCUGGGAUCCAAUGAAACAGGAGAGGCUGGGAAAUCGAAUUUAACGCCCCCAUCCACCUUGAUGCCACCACCUCCUUCUCCAUGAUUGGUUGGAUUUGAGUUGUUGUUGCAGCAGAAUGAGGAACAUCUUUAGGGUCACAGUAUGUGUUUGACUGUUUCCAAUCUCUGAUCAAUUUUCAUGUUGACUAUGUCGAAGAUAAAAUGCAAGAUUGUCCUUAUAAUCUGAAAGGAUUAUGUUAUUUUAUACCAUUGAAGUUUUUUUCAGUAUUAGCAGUGACACUUUAAUUCAGAGCAAAGUAUAAAGACCUGUAAGCAGUGACCAAUGUAAACCUGUAAUUUGACAAUAAAAAUAAUCCCUCUAACUACUGUACAUUCACUGCCCUUUUCAGAUGUACUGUUCCAUCAAAUGUUUUGAUGAUGUUUGAGUUUUAAACAUUGUAUUACAGUAGAUAGGGGCAAACUGCUGUCAUCCAGGUGAUUGUUUUAAUGUGAUGCUUCAUUCUGAUGCGACAUUACUCCUUUUAAGCACAUGUACACUUGGCUCAGAUGCUCUUGAGUGUCACAAUAGACCCAGAAAGAAUUAUUUACUGUAACUGUGUUUUCAGGCUCACGCUAAUACAUGUGUUGUUCCCUUUCGGAAAGCAUUAAAUGAACAUUUUUGAGGGAACCCUUGAAUAUUUAACAUAACAGUGGAACACCAAACACUGAAAACUGACUUCUGCUUAUCUUGUAGAGGUGCUUAAAAGUGAAAAUGUUUUUUUUACCAAAAUGAGAUAUGUCUUAAUGUUUGCCUCCUGUGCAAUAUUCAUUUCAUUGUCAAUAUUAUCUUCUAUAUAUCUAUAUCCACUGAUUACACUGCGCUUUAUUGUGACAGAGGAGCUACUGCAAAUUCAUGUGUAAUAGGACUGAACAUGCUUCCUUACAUUACUGAGAUAACAAUUUCCAAACUUUCAAAACCUGGAAAUGAUCAGUUGCUAACUUUUCAGAUUUGUGUAAAAAUGCUUAACAGCAAUCUUUUGCAUUUUACUUCAUCAAUAAUCCCUGACUGAGAUCUUUUGGUUCCCAGCUCAGUCUUGUCUGUCAUGUACCAUAUGGAUUCAUGCACAUUUGGCAGUGGAAAAAUGAGACCAUGAAUAUGCAGUGUUAAUAAUGUCAGCUCCACAGUUAACUUCAGAAACGGAAUCAAAAAAGUACAUAAAUAGGUUCUAAUUCCAAACUGCUGUAUAACAAAAUAAUGCCUGAUUUUGAGGUUAGAUGUUUAGUCAAACUGAUAUAAGAAGAAAGGUUAACUAUUUUAAGUUGCCUACUAUAUUUGGCAAUGUUACAUAGAUAUAUCACAAUAUGAUUGUAAUAUAUUAUUUGCAGUAUUAACACUUUACUAUUAUUCACUGUAUAACCAGUGUGGUUUGGUCUAAAAAAAUAUUUUAAGUAAGCAACAAGGUUAAGUGUAAGUGUAAACCACGGCAAGUGUGAAAACGCUCUUAUUUAGUGUUUAUAAUUUGGGUGAACUGACCCUUUAAAAAUAGGAUAAUGUGGUCUAUGUUGGAGGGUAUUACUUUGGCAAAUAUUCCUUACACCCAGAGUUGCUCAGGAGGUAGAAAAUUUAAAUAUAUAUAUAUAUAUCAUUUUUUUUUUUUUGUUUAUUUAUUUUUUUCUAAUAAGUUGCUAGCAACCCAAGACCGAUACAUAAUAUUAUUAUAGUUUCGUGAUACCAGAAACUUUCUCCUCUUGACUCUUGCUUUCUUUCUGGUCCUCAGUCCAGUUAUCGUAAAACUAUUGUUAUUUCUUCCACCAGAGCAUCUCUGCCUCUCAGAAAUUUUUAACUAAAACUUCAAGUUGCUGUCUACUGAGAAGGUGUUUAUGAUAACAAUGUUCACAGACACAGAGUGUGGCAGGAUUCACUUGUUGGAUAAGUCAAAAUCAGUUUGAUAAUUUGGGCAAUGUCAUGACAUUUUAUUUAAAUUGUUAUAUAUUGUGGGAAAUUACCGACUUUUUGUCAUUUGUUACACUACUUAAUUGCUCAGUCACCCAGCUAUGCACACUGAUUCUGCACAUGAAUUAUUUUGAACAUUAUCACUGAUAGCAGUCUGUCACUCAAAUACCAAGCAAAUUGACCAGAACCGAUCAAUAAUAACGGCUGAGAUGUGUCUUGUUGUAUCUCUUUAGCAGUAUCAUGCAAUGAAAAUGAAGCGUAAAUGUUGACAGAUGUGGCAUGUGAUUGUACAUAAAAAUAAAG